AAUGGUUGCGUCCCUUCACUAGCGAUCUUCGGUAUCUGAUCCCCCCCACGCUUUCUCACUUGGACUUUUGCAUGUCAAACUAGAACGUCAUGCUCCUUUCGACCUUCAUCUUGCUGCUAACUGCUUCGUUUGCGUUCGCUGAGCGCAACACUCUUUGUGACGAUGGUGGUCCUUUGACGUGCUCGGUCAAGAUGCCCGACACUCUCAGCGACUAUCGUUGUGGCACUCACGGCCUCUGGGCGGUUCAGACUGGCUGCUACGUUUGCGUGGACGCCACGACGUGUGCUGUUAUCGACUCGACGUUGGCGUUCGACGAAGCACAGAAGAACAGUCUCACACUCCCGAAAGCCAAUGGUAACGAUAUCUCGAUACUUUUGGAGGACCAGGCCGACCACAGUCCCGUGGACCCUGUAUACGAACAAGCAGCGAUUGCCAACGUGGCUUCUACGCAAACUGAGGAGAUGGCGAAGAGCGCUGACGUAUCCAACUGGUUAUUCUCCAUUCCCGUGUGUUUGGCGAUUGUUUCUCUCGGUUUAGCCAUUCGCGCUCGAAUUCCUCAACGACGUCGAGGCUUCCAGCGGCUACAAGACCGUAACCGUCAACACCAAGAUGUGAACCCCUUGUUUCAAGAAGAUAUCAACCCAUUCUGCUCCAACGAACGUGAAGAGGACAUCGUUAUCGAGACUGCUGGCCAUUUCCAAGGCGAACCUAGCAAUAGUGAAAGUGAAGAAACAGAGUUCCUUCCCUCCGAAGAGGACGCCUUCACGCUUGCAGAAUCCGAAGCUAUUAAACAGGCUGUCCUGCUACAUAUCAAGGAGUUCGACGAACAAGAAGAUGAAGCGGAGAUUUAGUUCGCUGACUAUUUUCGUAGGUUUAAGAGAAAACAAAAUUUACUCUCUUUCAUACA
Molecule: messenger RNA, 907 nt
Organism: Phytophthora nicotianae INRA-310
Lineage: Eukaryota; Oomycota; Peronosporomycetes; Peronosporales; Peronosporaceae
Exons: 1
Coding region: 90-851 (253 amino acids)
Source: RefSeq, a predicted model, not a curated record